GCGAGAGGCGACGGACGACGGACUAGUUUUACAUGCUAAAAACUAGGUGACAGGGCCUGGUGAAAUUAAAUUCAUACAAGCCUCGAAACACUAAAUCACCGUAACCUCUCUGCCUCCUGUUUUUGUGGAGGGAGACGACGAACGGGAGCUACGAGGCCGACGACAACGUGAAUGGUUACUGAUGGCAUUCCCAGUCGGUGUUAGAUGGAGAAACCGAAAGGGUGGACUCGUUAUACAUAAUUAAAAAAAGAAAAAAACCUCAUCUGCUGCUUUAAAAUAUAAGGAAAAUGCAUCUGCAUCAGGUGCUGACGGGAGCUGUAAACCCUGGAGAUUGCUGCUACUCGGUGGGAAGCGUGAAUGACAUCCCGUUUACGGCCUAUGGCUCAGGUUGUGAUGUAGUGAUCUUGGCGAGCGACUUUGACUGCGUGCAGAUUAUCCCGGGAGCUCAGAAUGGGAACAUACAGGUGGGCUGUGUGGAGUGCUCCCACCAGCUUGGCAGGAUUGCAGCAUCCUACGGUAACACAGUCUGCAUCUUUGAGCCUCUUUCUACCAACCCAAACAAACGCCACAAGCAGCUUAACUAUCAGUGGCAAAAGACAGGACAGUUCUUCCUCGAUGCCAUCACCUACAACCUGGCCUGGGACCCACAAGGGAACCGUAUCCUAGCAGCAACUGAGCGGCUCCAGCUGUGGGCUCCGCCACUGACAGAUGCCCUGAUAGAGGAGGAGGAUGGGCAGUUGACUGAUGAUGAGCCCCACCCUGUCCUUAAUGACUGGAAAUGUGUCUGGCAGUGCAAGACUGCUGCAUCUGUUCACAUUGCCAAGUGGUCUCCUGAUGGGGAGUACUUUGCAACAGUUGGCAAGGAUGACUGUUUACUUAAGGUGUGGUAUCCCACCACGGGCUGGCGUUCUGCAGUGGUGGUCCAGGACCUUUCUGACAAAAAACCUCCUCCUGUGCACUUUUCUUUUGUCUACCUGGCCCACCCCCGCUCGGUCACCGGUAUGUCCUGGAGGAAGACUAGCAAGUUCAUGCCCAAGGGUUCAGUGUGCAAUGUGUUGCUGACAUCCUGUGAAGAUGGUGUGUGUAGGCUGUGGUCAGAGACCCUGCUUCCAGAAGAUAGCCUGCUUGGGGGACAGAUCUCUGAGAACACACACUCCUUCAGCUCCAGCCUGCCAGGCCUGGCAGGCGGUAAGGACAAGAUCCAACAUGCUUUGGAGUCAAUCCACCACCUGAAACAUCUGCGUCGGGGCCGGCGACGGUCCUCUGCUCUGGUGGCACACAGUGAGCUGCUGCCCUCUCAGCUUGGCACACAGGACGCACACACUCACCGCCACAUCGCUCAUCAUGCCAAUGCCCUGUGUCACUUUCACAUAUCUGCCAGUAUUAACCCCAACACAGAUAUCCCAUCAGUGCUGGCUGACUCUGCAGUGUUCAACCCAGACGACGGCACUGGUGGAGGAGGCUUUGUAGUUCACUGGCUCAACAAUAAGGACCUAAGCUUCACUUCCUCCAUGGAUCUCUUUAUGCUGCAGCUUCGUAAAUUCUCUGAACAGCAGCUGGACCAGACCACUGAAGAUCCUCUGGACCCAGAAGGAUCCACUAUGAAGUUUGACUUUGACCUGGACGAGAUGUCUGACAAAGCUUCCUCAGAGCUCGGUGAGGAGGGUGAGCCAGGGGAGCAGGGCAGCAAUAAGGCAUCCUCACCAGGAUCCAGCUCCAGCAUGCCUCUGCCCUCGAUGCUGCUGGAGAGGAAGAUGGAGACUCUGACCACAGAGUGGAACAAGAGCCCCGACAUGCUGUUCACAAUCCACCCUACUGAUGGCUCUUUCCUGGUUUGGCAUGUGAAGUAUUUGGAUGAAUUCAACCAGGGUAUCUUCAGACAGGUUCAGGUGUCCUUCUCCUCCCGUAUUCCUGUGGCAUUUCCUACAGGUGAUGCCAAUUCAUUGAGUAAAAACAUCCUGAUGUACGCCUGCACUUUGACAGAGGGGGGGAGUGCCGGGGCAGGGGAGCAGGGGAGGAUGGUCCAACGUAUCUCUCGCUCUGCCUCAGCUUCAGCAGGGCUGGGUUCUCCUGCCCUGGCCCCUUCUUCCAACUCCCAUCCUGGCACAAGUCCUGCUGUCAUGAUGAUCUCCAAGCAUGUUGAUGGAUCUCUCAACCAGUGGGCAGUGACAUUCGCUGAGCGCUCUGCCUUCUCCAACGUUUUGACCGUAUCUCACAAGUUCCGAUACUGUGGCCACCGCUUCCAUCUGAAUGACCAAUCCUGCCACACGGUGCUGCCACUGCUGCUCACCUCUUCUCACCACAAUGCCCUGCUUACACCUCCCUCAGCCCCUGGCAGCCUGGAAGGAGAACAGCCUCCUUCCUUUCCCCUACCGAAAGGACUUCCCAGAAAGCAACUUCGUAAUGCAGCUACAAGGACCUUCCAUGACCCCAACGCUAUCUACAGUGAGCUGAUCCUGUGGAGGGUGGAUCAUAUUGGACCCCUGUCCUGCACUGGAGGGGUGUCUGAACUGGCCCGCAUCAACUCUCUCCACACCUCUGCCUUCAGCAAUGUUGCUUGGCUACCUACACUAGUACCCAGCUCUGUACUUGGAACGUACUGUAACAGCGCCAGCGCCUGCUUUGUGGCAUCGGAUGGUAAAAACCUGCGUCUCUAUCAAGCUGUGGUGGACGCCAGAAAACUGCUGGAUGAACUGUCAGAUCCUGAAACUUCUAAACUGGUGGGCGAAGUGUUUAACAUCGUCAGCCAGCAGUCCACUGCCAGACCUGGAUGUAUCAUAGAGUUGGACGUCAUUACAAACCAGUGUGGCGCCAACACCCAGCUGCUGCAUGUCUUCCAAGAGGACUUCAUUCUGGGUUACAAGCCUCAGACAGAACCAGAAGCAUACACACCUGCCUUUCCACCUGGUGAAGAAUACCAACCUGCCCCAUUUUCUGAGAAGUUCUUCCUGGUGGUGAUAGAAAAGGAUCUGAACAGGAACUCUGUCCUACAGAUGUGGCACCUGCACCUCAAGUCUGUCCAAGCCUGUGUUGAUGAGCCAAGCCCUGAUUAUAGCUUCCAGAGCCAGCUAAUGGUUCCCAAUCAAGUUUUGAAUGCCGACUCAUCUCCGGAGACCUCUCCUGUCAGACCCCUGCCACGUUCAGCCUCCACAGCCAAUUUGCAAUCAGCCAGUAAACUCAUCCUCAGCUCCAAACUGGUGUACAGCAAGCGACUUGACCUGCCCCAUGGGGUGGAGGUUACCAGAGCAACCCCCUCUGCAGGUCAUCUGAGUUCCUCCUCCAUUUACCCGGUCUGCUUGGCUCCCUACCUGAUUGUUACUACUUGCUCUGACUCUCGCGUGCGGUUCUGGCACUGUGCCGUGGAGGGUGAUGAUGGGAAUAAUGAGGAUGACCGGGAUAACCGGGUGUACCGCUGGGAGCCCUGGGCCCUUAUGAAUGAAGAGAAAGACAACAACAGUGCUGUGUGUGUGUCAGGGCGGCCUGUAGCUGUGUCCUGCUCCUACAUCGGCAGGCUUGCUGUGGCCUUUAAACAGCCACGACAAGGACAGCUGCAGGGUUCUGGAGAGAACUUCUCCAUGCAUGUGUCCAUCUAUGAGUGUGAGUCUACUGGGGGCUCAGAGUGGGUGUUAGAGCAAACUCUCCACCUGGACGACUUUACCAGACCCUCAUCAACCCUGGAUCCAAGAGUCAGUGUGGACUCCAACCUCUUUGUCUAUAGCAGGUCUGACCUGUACAUGAGCAGAGACCAUAGCUCGCCCAACAUCAAGCACUAUGUCCACCUGGACUGGCUGUCAAAAGAGGAUGGAUCUCACAUCCUCACUGUGGGGGUUGGAUCCAACAUUCUUAUGUAUGGCCGUAUCUCUGGCAUGGUCAAUGAGCAGACUAGCAGCAAGGAGGGGGUGGCUGUCAUCACCCUUCCUCUAGGGGGCAGUAUCAAACAGGGGAUCCGCUCUCGCUGGAUCCUGCUUAGGGCUGUGGACCUCCUGUCCUCAGUGGACGGCACCCCAUCACUGCCAGUUUCGCUGUCCUGGGUGAGGGAUGGCAUCCUGGUGGUGGGCAUGGAUUGUGAAAUGCACGUGUAUGCCCAGUGGCAUCAGGACAAGAAGCCUGGUGAGGGAGAGGAGGGCAACCUCUCAUCUGCUGACAUUGCUGGAGGUCAGACUUCAGGUUCCGCUUCAGUGUUUGAGGCGAGAGCCAGGUCUAAAAGUGUGUUUGAAGGGAGUGCUGCAGUGGAUGAGGCCCUUCGUGCCCCAUCAGGACUUCAGGAAGGGGGACUUUUUGAGGCAGCUCACUCCCUAUCCCCUACUCUGCCCCAGUAUCAUCCCACCCAGCUGUUGGAACUCAUGGACCUGGGCAAGGUUCGACGUGCCAAGGCCAUCCUCGCUCACCUGGUGAAGUGUAUUGCUGGGGAAGUUGCUGUGGUGAGGGAUGUGGAGGCAGGUGAGGGCGGAGCAAGGAGACAUCUGUCACGGACCAUCAGUGUGACUGGCAGCACAGCAAAAGACACUAUCGUGGCUGGCCGCGACGGGGGCAGGGAUUACACCGAAAUCAAUUCCAUCCCUCCUCUGCCCCUCUACUCACUCAUGUUGGCUGACUUAGAUACCUCCUACAAGUCGGCAGAGGAAGCUGCUAAGGGAACCAAAGUGGCCGAUGGCGAAGGGGGCCAUAAGUCCUCAGAAGACCAGUAUGCUGACCUCUUCCAGGUGCAAACAGUUACCACAGAUGACUUUGUGAACUUUGCCACUGAAAAACCAGAGAAGAAGUCUCGAGUUAUCAACCUCUCUCAAUAUGGACCUACCUACUUUGGACCAGAGCAUGCUCAGGUGUUGUCCAGUCACCUCAUGCACUCGAGCCUCCCAGGACUGACCAGAUUAGAGCAGAUGUUCUUGGUGGCGCUGGCUGAUACGGUUGCAACCACCAGUGCUGAGGUCACCAGCUCCACCGAUAAACAGUACACAGGUGGUGAGGCUCUUGAUGAAUGUGGACUGAGGUACCUGCUGGCCAUGCGCCUUCAUACCUGCCUGCUCACCUCCCUGCCCCCCCUCUACCGUAUGCAGCUGCUUCACCAGGGUCUAUCAACUUGUCACUUUGCAUGGGCCUUCCACUCGGAGGCAGAAGAAGAGCUCCUGAACAUGAUCCCAGCUAUGCAGAGAGCUGACCCACAAUGGUCUGAGCUCAGAGCUGUUGGAGUGGGUUGGUGGAUACGUAACAUCAACACCCUGAGGAGAAUGGUGGAGAAGGUGGGUAAAGCUGCAUUCCAGAGAAACAACGACCCUUUAGAUGCUGCUUUGUUCUACUUGGCCAUGAAGAAAAAGGCUGUCCUGUGGGGGCUUUUUAGAUCUCAGCAUGAUGAGAAGAUGACUCAGUUCUUCAAGAACAACUUCACUGAAGACCGCUGGCGAAAGGCAGCUCUGAAAAAUGCCUUCUCCCUGCUGGGAAAGCAACGCUUUGAGCAGUCUGCUGCCUUCUUCCUACUGGCUGGAUCACUCAAAGAUGCAAUAGAGGUGUUGCUGGAGAAGAUGGAUGAUCUCCAGUUAGCCAUGAUAGUGGCAAGGCUGUAUGAGGCUGACUUUGAGAACUCAUCCACCUGCCAAGGUCUCCUUUAUGAGAAGGUCCUCGGCUGUAACAAAGAUGGGAGUGGUUACCACUGUUCCAGACUGCAUCCUGACCCUUUCCUCCGCAGCAUAGCUUACUGGAUCAUGAAGGAUUACACCCAAGCCCUGGACACACUGUUGGAGCGCAUUCCCAAAGAGGAUGACGAGAACCCUGACGUGAUGGUGAAAUCUUGCAACCCGGUGGUGUUCAGUUUCUAUAACUAUCUGAGGACACAUCCUCUGAUCAUCCGUCGCCACUUUGCAAAUCCAGAGGGCACAGCAACAACUGUGGGCCUGACUGCUGAGAAGAGCAGCGCAGAUGAGAUCAACCUCAUAGAGCGCAAACUGUUCUUCACCACUGCCAACGCACACUUCAAGGUUGGUUGCCCGGUUCUUGCCCUGGAAGUGCUCUCCAAGAUUCCCAAAGUUACCAAGAAAUCUGGCUCCUCACCCCUCAGCAAAGCUUCAUCCAAAGCCAACUUAAACUCGACCCAACCCCUGGAAAAUGGCACUCAGGGAGGUUUGGACUGGGCUUCACCAGCCGCACCUACCCCUGCCUGGGGAGGAAACGACAGCUUGGGUGGAUUGGAUUGGAGCCAGCCUAUGGUUAAGGUGGAGGAAGAUGACCUAAAGCUGGACUGGGGUGUUGACAAGGAAGAUGAUGAAGAUGAUGAAGAUGAUGGUCUGACUAUGAAGAAACCAGAGGCUGAGACCAAAGCAGAUGGGGGCUCUGAAAGCAUAGGCCACAAACUACAGAGAGAGGACUCACAGGGUGAGUCAGAGGUUGAUGUAAUAGCAGAGCAGCUGAAGUUCCGUGCCUGUCUAAAAAUCCUGAUGACAGAGCUGCGUACACUGGCCACAGGUUUCGAGGUGGAUGGAGGGAAGCUCCGCUUUCAGCUGUACAGCUGGCUGGAGAAAGAGAUCGCAGCUAUGCAUACGAUCUGCAACUACAAGGUUGAGGGAAAAGAGGAAAAUUCAGAGGUGGAGCGCUGGGGAGAGUGUGCAGCAUCGGUGGACAUAUCAGACGAGGCCCUGGAGCGUAUUGAGGCCGGGGCCUAUGAGCGUCACCAGAUGGAGCGCAGACGUCUUCAGGCCAAGCAGCAGCACUCUGAGAGACGCAAGGCAUGGCUUAGGAAGAACCAGGCCCUGCUGAGAGUCUUUCUCUCCUACUGCAGCCUUCAUGGAGCCAAAGGAGGAGGAGUCACGUCUGUACGCAUGGAGCUUCUGUUCCUUCUGCAGGAGAGCCAGCAGGAGACCACAGUGAAGCAGCUGCAGUCUCCCCUGCCUCUGCCCACAACCCUGCCUCUGCUAUCAGCUUGCAUUGCUGCUACCAAGACGGUCAUAGCCAAUCCCGUUCUCCACCUCAGCAACCACAUCCACGACAUCCUCCACACUAUCACCCUCAUGGAAAUUCCGCCACAUCCCGACAUCAUGGAUGACCGGGUGAAUGCUCUGCACACUCUAGCAGCAUCUCUGUCUGCUUGCGUCUAUCAAGCACUUUGUGACAGCCACAGUUACAGCAGCCAGACAGAGGCCAACCAGUUUACAGGGAUGGUGUACCAGGGCCUCCUACUGAGUGAGAGAAAACGACUCCGCACAGAAAGCAUCGAGGAACACAUAACUCCCAACUCCGCUCCUGCCCAGUGGCCAGGUGUGUCGUCCCUCAUUUCUCUGUUGACAUCAGCCAGGGAGGAGGACCAGCCAAGGCUCAACGUGCUGCUGUGUGAAGCGGUCAUGGCGGUUUAUCUUGCAUUGCUCAUCCAUGGCCUGGGCACUCACAGCAGCAAUGAACUUUUCCGCCUGGCAGCACAUCCCCUCAACAACCGCAUGUGGGCCGCCGUCUUUGGAGGAGGAGCUAAAGUCAUUAUAAGGCCAAAGAGGCCUGAGACCCCACCAGUGCCAGCUGACUUUGAGGCAGCCAGGCCAGAGGAUUCUCAAGAGACAGGAAGACCUGAGCAGAGCAGCCUCACCCUAAACCCCCAACCCAUCCCCACAGAAACCCAGCGCCCCAAACGACCCCCUCCUCUCAUUUCAAGGGGAGAGGGGUUGGGCACUGUGGCACCAGCAACUAAGGCCAGCUCAGCAACUGGGCCUAGCAAGGAGCCUGCGCAGUCCCCUCAGACUAAAUCUGAAUCUGAGACUAAACCAGUUGCUCCCCCUCAGCCCCCAGCAGAGGACGUGGACCGAUACAGACGGAGGUUCAACAUGAGGAUGCUGGUUCCUGGACGCCCUGUAAAGGAGACGCCAGCCACACCACCUCCUGUACCCACUGAGAGACCCGCUUACAGGGAGAAGUUCAUUCCCCCAGAGCUGAGCAUGUGGGACUAUUUUGUGGCGAAGCCCUUCCUGCCACUGUCAGACAGCAAUGCUCUGUGUGACUCAGACGAAAGUGGUGCAGAGGAUGAUGAUGAUGAUGAUGAUGCCUUCCUUUCUGACACACAGAUAACUGAGCACUCUGACCCCAACUCCUACAGCUGGACUUUGAUCCGCCUCGUCAUGGUGAAAUUGGCUCAUCAAAGCGUCAAGAACUUCCUCCCUCUUACUGGCCUUGACUUUACAGAUCUGCCAGUCGUUUCCCCUCUCAGCAAUGCAGUGUUGAAGACUUUAGAAAAUUGGGAACACCUUCUGCUGGAGCGAAUGAACAAGUUUGAUGGCCCGCCUCCCAACUACAUCAACACUUAUCCUACUGACCUCAGCGCAGGAGGCGGCCCUGCCAUACUGCGACACAAGGCCAUGCUGGAGCCAGACAAUACACCCUUCAAGACAAAGAACCACCAGUCCUUUCCAGCUCGACGUCUGUGGCAUUACCUGGUCAAACAGGAAGUUCUUCAGGAGACUUUAAUCCGUUACAUCUUCACUAAGAAAAGGAAGCAGAGUGAGUCUGUAGACAACCAUAUGGACCAUGUAACCCCAAACUGCAUAACGGGAGCUAGCGGUCCAAAUAAGGUGGAGGCGGAUCUGGGCUAUCCAGGAGGCAAGGCGAAAAUCAUUCACAAGGAGUCUGACAUAAUCAUGGCAUUUGCAAUCAAUAAGGCUAACUCCAAUGAGAUAGUGCUGGCUUCCACUCAUGAUGUCCAGGAGGUGGACGUGUCUACUCUGGUGGCUGUCCAGCCCUACACCUGGAUAGGGGAUGACUUUGAUAAGGAGUCUCGCAGCUCUGACGACAUAGACCACCGUUCCUCUCAUACCAACAUCGCCCAGGCUAGCUCUGUCCCCUUUGCACCACCACAGAUGCCGGUCUCUGCAUCCAUGCCAUGGCUCGGUAGCGGGCAGACCAGCAUGGGAGCCAGUGUGAUCAUGAAGAGGAAUCUGAACAAUGUGAAGAGAAUGACAUCCCACCCCAUAUAUCAGUAUUACAUGACAGGGGCUCAGGACGGCAGUGUGAGGAUGUUUGAGUGGAACAGACCUCAGCAGCUUAUCUGCUUCAGACAAGCAGGCAACGCUAGAGUCACCCGACUCUAUUUCAACUCCCAGGGCAAUAAGUGUGGAGUAGCUGAUGGAGAGGGCUUCCUCAGUCUCUGGCAGGUCAACCAGACAUCCUCCAACCCCAAACCCUACCUGAGUUGGCAGUGCCACACUAAGACCUGCGGAGAUUUUGCCUUCAUCACGUCCUCCAGCCUCAUCGCCACAGCCGGACAGUCUAAUGAUAACAGAAAUGUAUGCUUGUGGGACACUCUGAUUUCACCUAGCAAUACUAUGGUCCAUGCGUUCCCCUGCCAUGAGAACGGGGCCACUGUGCUGCAGUAUGCUCCCAAACAGCAGCUGCUGAUCACUGGAGGCAGAAAGGGCUUUGUGUGCGUGUUUGACAUCCGCCAGAGACAGCUGCUCCACACUUUCCAGGCCCAUGACUCAGCCAUAAAGGCCCUCGCACUGGAUGCCUUUGAGGACUUCUUCGUCACUGGAUCUGCAGAGGGCAACAUGAAGGUGUGGAAGUUAGCUGGCCAUGGGCUCAUGCACUCUUUUAGCACCGAGCACACUAAGCAGUCCAUCUUCCGCAACAUCGGUGCCGGCGUCAUGCAGGUGGAGACGCGGCCCGGUAACCGCAUCUUCACUUGCGGAGCAGAUGGCACCCUGAAGAUGAGGGUCCUCCCUGACCGCUACAAUAUUCCCAGCUUGGUUGAUGUCCUGUAACGUCUUCUUCCAUUACUGAGGGUCCAAAGAGGAAAGAGAAAGAAAGAAAAAACACAAAAAGCUUAUGUAACACUCGCUAGGCAUUAAUAGUAUAAUUGAUGGGGGGAAGACUUGGUCAAAAGAUCACCACACUUUUGGCAUCUUUCAGAGUGUGCAGUGUUCACAGGUUUACUUUUGAUGUAAAUCAUAUCCAGAAUGACAAACGGAGCUGCAAAUUUUAUUUUAUUUUUUCCCAAAGGCUGAAAGCAAAGUUACAAGCAAAAGGUAACAUACUUGAUUUUAAAGCUAGAUUUAUUGUAAUUUUUAUUGAAGAAUCUCUACUCUUAGAGUGUGUCCAUAGGGAAGCUAUGCAUGUCCUGUUCUCGUUACGCGGUGCAAUCACAGGUCUAUUGAUAGUGCUCUGUAAAAGUGCUCAAGCAAAAAUUUUAAAAGUGUGUAACUGUCGUCAUUUUGUGCCCACAGCUGAAAUCUCUUAGCAUCUACUGUAACCAACACUGUGGUUUGUUAUUAAGUCAGUGGUUUCCAGUGUGAAUCGAGUUGUUGGAAUCUGCAUUUUGUUUCAAUGGUUUUGCCCCCCCUGCCUUUUUGCCCGGCUUCUCUCAGCCCUUAUGGAAAAGUUGAUGGUGCAUUGCUCCUAUAGUGACAACCCCUUCCUCCCCCCACCCUACUUCACUGGCUGCCCGGUUGCACACUCUGGUCUGUCCUGGCUUGGGCUCGACCCGGCCCGGUUCGGUCCUCAAGUGUGUGUUCACUCUGCUGUGUCUGCCAUCUGUACGCCUGCCCACCCACCUGCCCUCAAAUGCCUGUUUGUGUGGCAGACUCACUGCUAGAACAUUCCUGUUUGGAAGAUGAUG
Messenger RNA from Scomber scombrus (Atlantic mackerel), 10579 nucleotides. RefSeq names its product Dmx-like 2 (gene dmxl2). Lineage: Eukaryota; Metazoa; Chordata; Actinopteri; Scombriformes; Scombridae. Gene Ontology annotation, cellular component: RAVE complex. Gene Ontology annotation, molecular function: protein binding. Gene Ontology annotation, biological process: vacuolar acidification. The transcript is spliced from 56 exons. The coding region runs from base 288 to 9725 and encodes 3145 amino acids. The record is from RefSeq and is a predicted model, not a curated record.